This is a messenger RNA of Exophiala viscosa, 2676 nucleotides long. RefSeq lists its product as uncharacterized. The transcript has a single exon. The coding region runs from base 501 to 2294 and encodes 597 amino acids. Gene Ontology annotation, cellular component: nucleus. Lineage: Eukaryota; Fungi; Ascomycota; Eurotiomycetes; Chaetothyriales; Herpotrichiellaceae. The record is from RefSeq and is a predicted model, not a curated record.
GGGGGGCAGUACUCACCAGCUCAAACACUACUCUCAAUCCAUCGAAUGCUCAUCAGGAGAACCACGACACCAACGGUCUCUCCAUCCGAAUCUCGAUAACACUGUCCCAAAGUCGCUCGCUCUGAUUUGAGGAACCAUUUCCUCGUCAACCCACACUCGCUUAGCAACCAGUCAUUCGCUUUGUCCUUUCUUCGGUCUUUUUUGCAAACUUAACCUCCCCACAAUACCGUCAAUCUGGCGUCCAUUACUUACGAACGUUUUCAAGUAAGUCCAAUUUACACAUCCUGACCUUGUUUUAGCCAUUGCCGAAGUGGUAUGCGAGGAAAGGGUCUUUCAGAACUUCAGGUUGAUUCAAAUACUGACACCAAUCUCAGUCCUUCGCAGACUUCCAAACUCCUCUCAUAGUCGACGACUCUUACGACCCUUCGGUCUACGUCGGAGAGCACUUUGCAAACCAAUUCCAGGACGGCCUUGGGGCCAAGCCUGGUCAGCUCUUCUCCAUGUCUGGCUAUGAGAAGAUGGGACAGCCAGGGGUCAUCGGUAUGUUUCUUGCCGAACGCGCAAUGCAGAACGUCCUGGCUAACUUUCCCUCAGACUUCCAGACCGCCUCUGCCGUGCCCAAUCCGAUGUUCUUCGGUUCUUAUCCUCAGACACCGUACGAUCAUCAUCCGCUUCUCCAGCCUGGACAUGCGCAAAGCGUAGACUUUUCUUAUGUUCCAGGCAAUGUCUACCAGGAGAGAAACUUUGAAGAACGCAAACCGACCUUCAUGGAAGCUCAAGAUCACAAGGCCUUCCACGUGCCACAUCAACGGGUUUCAUCAGCAAGCAGCGUCCCGCCAAAGUCCUUGAAGCGUAAGGUAUCGAGUCUUGAUGGAUAUGAUGCUGCCCCGGCACAAAAGAAAGCGGCACUCACUCAAUUCCAAGUGCAAGAUCCCAACGGCGACUAUUAUGAUCUUAGCGGCCGGACUUCGCCUUACUCGCCGUUCGUGCCGACUCCUACUGGCAGCACUGGUCUUCCAGCAUAUGCCGGUCAGAUGCCGUCACCAAGACCCUCUGGUCAUCAUUACUCGACUUCGACAGCGUCGGCGGUGUCACUGGCUGCACCAUCUCCACACACGCCAGCCUUUAGCCCAUCGUUCACCACGGUGAAGAGUGAGCAAAGUCCGGCAGCACCAAUGACACCAAUUCCCCGUCCACACACCACUUCCCCACUCAAAUCAUCGAUACCGAAGCUGGUUCGGACUUCUACCAUCCAACAGACCCCACCAGGAGUCUGUUCAACCAUGGCUAUGGCCCAACCUCAGAACUUCAACCCGUAUGCCAUUCAUCCCUUGAAAGCGAGCCUCAAACUCAAGGGCGAUCUUGACAGCAUGAAAGACAAUUGGACCAAGGACGAGAAAGAGACACGCCGACGCCUUGUCGAGUUCCGACGUAACCAAUCCAACAGCUGCAUUACCGCUGAGUUCGGUCCAGUCGCGCCUCAAGACCGUCAGCCCAGCAGCAUUUGCAUUUCCUGUAUUUGGUGGAAGGAGAGAAACGAGUUUUACGUUACCUCGGUUGACACCAUUUACCUGCUCGAAGCUCUGGUUGGUGUUAGGUUCACCGUCGAGGAGAAAAAUCGUAUUCGUCGCAACCUCGAGGGGUUCCGACCAAUGACAGUAUCCAAGGCCAAGACUGAGAGCGAGGAGUUCUUCAAGGUCAUCAUGGGCUUUCCUCACCCAAAGCCUCGCAACAUCGAAAAGGACGUCAAGGUGUUUCCAUGGAAGAUCCUUUCGACCGCCUUGAAGAAGAUCAUCUCCAAGUACUCUGCGAGCUAUUCGUCGACUGCUUCCUCACUUCUCACUCCAGUCUCUUCGGUGUUCUCCCACGGAGACAUGAUGUCGGAGUAUCAAUACGCAGCGUCGCCGCAUCAAGAGUAUAUCGCCAACACUGGUGCGCCAUACCAUGGCCACGGUGAAAUGACAUACUUUCAGCAGAUUCCGGGAGCGAUGCGUGGGCAGAUUUCGAUGCCGCAACCACCACCUGUUCCUGAGUUACAGCUUCAGAUGCCUGAGUAUGCUCCUGCAUAUGAUGCCAAUGGUCAGUACGUCUACCAGAUGGUACCACCUCCUCGCGGAACGAUGCCAAUGGUGACUCAACCCAUGACGGCACCAGUCAGCCGCAUGCCUUCGUGGGACUACACCAAUUUCGUCAAUGACAGUCCUGUCACCAUGGCACCACAGAGCGCGCCACCCACAGGUUACCCUCGAGGUCCCAUGGGAAUGGCCGAAUUUGUGCCUCUGCACCGCAAUUGAAACGUGCAACUGAACAAUUUUUACUUUCACCACUGUCCUUAGCAUCAUUAUUUGUGCAUAGCACGCGGGUUUUGGGAUAUACUUGCCACGGGGUUGGGCAAUUCCUGCAUACCAUGGGCGUUUGGGAAAACACAUGAGACGGCUGGAGGAAAUGAGUCAUGUACACAAAAAGCUUUGUACACCAAGAUGUUUAUGUUUGAGCGAUUUAUCCUGGUUUGGGAACGUCCAUCUUUGUGCAGAGAUUGUUGGUCGGACGGUUAUGGCUGUUCGACUGGCUGGAUUAAUUGGACUUGAAGGGAGGACGAAAAGCGUCAAAGGGAAACGUUUACUGGGUUUAUGUUCUGUAUAUGAUUGAUGAAAGCAUAGAGUCGAUAUGCCAGAC